Xiphophorus couchianus (Monterrey platyfish) is the source of this 2255-nucleotide messenger RNA. RefSeq names its product calcitonin gene-related peptide type 1 receptor-like. Lineage: Eukaryota; Metazoa; Chordata; Actinopteri; Cyprinodontiformes; Poeciliidae. Gene Ontology annotation, molecular function: adrenomedullin receptor activity; calcitonin receptor activity; calcitonin gene-related peptide receptor activity. Gene Ontology annotation, biological process: cell surface receptor signaling pathway; angiogenesis; adenylate cyclase-activating G protein-coupled receptor signaling pathway. Gene Ontology annotation, cellular component: plasma membrane. The record is from RefSeq and is a predicted model, not a curated record. The transcript is spliced from 13 exons. Bases 147 to 1673 code for a protein of 508 amino acids.
ACGUGAUGUCAGCUGACUUGACAGCUGCAGCUCAGUCUGUGGGCUUGGUCAGAGUUGUUAGAGAGACGGAAUGAGACGCUUUCCAGCUCGGGUCAUGCGAGCACUGGAGGAAACUAAAGUUUGACAUCUCACUCAAAAAAGGAGACAUGUGGAUAAGCCUCACUCUCUCACUCGUGGCUGCCUUGGCGCUGGGCACAGAGGUCUCCGUCCCUCAGGAUGUGGGCUCACUGGAUCCAGCUGAAAAGCCAGCAGACGAGGCAGAUUUCAGCAAUGAUGAUUUAUCUUCCCUGUAUGGAAAUUCCAGACAUCAGAUCUUGUUGGCUCAGUAUGAAUGUUACCUGAAGAUGAUUCACGAGCCACUUCACACAGAUGAAGGCCCUUUCUGUAACCGUACGUGGGACGGUUGGAUGUGUUGGGACGACUCGGCGCCGGGGACUUCCAUGCAGAUGUGUCCUUCAUACUUUAUAGACUUUGACGCCAGAGAAACAGCUACCAAAAUUUGCAAUCCUGAUGGCCAGUGGUUCCACCAUCCAGCGAGUAAAAGAGUCUGGACUAACUACACACUGUGUUCUGCCUACAGUAAAGACAAACUCAAGUUUACACUCAGUCUCUAUUACCUGGCUAUGGCCGGUCAUGGUAUAUCCAUCAUUUCUUUAAUCAUCAGUUUGAUCAUCUUCUCCUAUUUAAAAAGUCUUAGCUGUCAGAGGAUCUCUCUCCACAAAAACAUGUUCAUCUCUUUCAUCUUCAACUCUGUGUUUACCAUGGGAUGGCUUUCAAUGACCUCCGGUGGUAGGCAAACCAUAAAUGCCAUCAACCCUGUCAGCUGCAAGAUUCUGGCUACUUUGGUUGCGUAUACGUCUACCUCCAACUACUUCUGGAUGCUGUGUGAGGGCAUCUAUCUCCACACGCUCAUCAUAGUGGCCGUCUUUGUGGGGGAACAGCAGCUGGUUUGGUACUAUGUCCUGGGAUGGGUUUUUCCCAUCUUUCCUGCCCUUAUAUAUGCUUUUGCUCGUGGAUUCUACUUUAAUGACACGUGUUGGAUCAGUUCAAACUCCCACCUUCUCUACAUCAUUCAUGGGCCCAUUCAUGCUGCACUCUUUGUAAACUUUUUCUUUCUCCUGAACGUCAUCCGAGUCCUCAUUACCAAGCUGAGGAAGACGCACUGCGCUGAGUCUACCACCUACAUGAAGGCGGUGAGAGCCACGCUCAUUCUGAUCCCUCUGCUAGGAGUCCAGUACAUCCUCAUGCCCUGGACACCACACGAAUUUGAUAACCAAGUCAUUUACUGCUUUGUGGCGAUCCUUUCCAACUUCCAGGGACUCCUUGUGUCAAUUAUUCUCUGUUUCUGCAAUGCAGAGGCCCAAACAGCGCUGUGCAGGAAGUGGGUUCAGUGGAAGAUCGCCUGGGGGAAAACGGGUUUGGGAGAAACUCAGUUCGUCAGCCAUCACUUCAGCUGUCACACUACCUCCUCCAUCGUGGAGACCAGCCGUGCCACUGGCAGCGCCGAGGUGCCCAUCGAGGUGCCCGUCGAGGUGCCUGCCGCGGCGCCGUCUCACCAACAGACGGAAACCUGUCACCUCAUGCCUGUGGGACAGGAUAAGGAUGCACAAACCAAGACCAGACCGCUGACUUCGGAAGCAGCAGAGAUGAUGGCUGUGGUGUCCAACAACUAAAGCACCCAACAUCUGAAAAAAAGAAACUAAAAACUCAUUUACAAAGUAAAUGGAAAGUGAUUGCUUUGUAUGUACAUAAAUGAUAUUGUAUGAACAAUCUGAUAUUUUUACACCAGUCAAGAACUUGUAGGAAGACAUUUGUUUAUCAUUGUGCCAUUGUAUUGUUUCUGUGCAUUUUAAUAGGCAGUGCAUCAUAUUUUUUUCCUUCUUGUUUUUAACUAAAGUUUCUUUUAUACUACACUUGAAAAUGCUACUACAAAAUUGUGCACUGUGGCCUUACGGAGCUUUUACACUGUCUGGCGUAUGUAUUUUGAACUAUUCACAUUUUCCUAUGUUACAACCCGAAUCCUCAGUGAAUUUUAUGUUACGGAUUAGCACAAAGUCGUCCAUAAUUGUGUAUAAAACACAUCAAACUGUGCAGUUGUAACAUGAGAAAAUGUGAAAAGGUUCAAGAGAAUACAAAAAUCCCAUUUUUAUCACAAGGUAUUUUGACUUCAAACAAUGCUCUGCUUUACUUUCAGUAACUGUAAAAAAAAAAAAAACAUGGAUGGCAACUUGGAAAUGUCCAGCUCUGACCCGUAA